This is a messenger RNA of Monopterus albus (swamp eel), 4515 nucleotides long. Its product is annotated as serine/threonine-protein kinase DCLK1-like. The transcript is spliced from 16 exons. Gene Ontology annotation, molecular function: ATP binding; protein kinase activity. Gene Ontology annotation, biological process: protein phosphorylation; intracellular signal transduction. Bases 406 to 2661 code for a protein of 751 amino acids. NCBI's taxonomy places the organism in Eukaryota, Metazoa, Chordata, Actinopteri, Synbranchiformes, Synbranchidae. The record is from RefSeq and is a predicted model, not a curated record.
GCCAGUUAUGUGGUUAUUCAAGCAGGUAAACCGUAACGUGGACGCGCAUAGUAGAAACACGUUUUGUGAUUGCGCGCUCUGGCAGCAACGUGCACGAGUCGCGCGAACACUCGAGCGGUCCGGUGUAAAUCACUGCAAUGGCAGAAGAGUAGGGGAGGAGGGUUGAGGACACCGGCUCCAGCACUGCCUCCUCUUUGCCUGAGAGCGCACAACAGAGUAGACACACGGGAGGCAGUGUACAGAGCACCAUCACAGGCGUACAGAGCACCAUCACAGGUGUAACAAAGGGACGCAUGGUUCUUCCAAGACAUUAAAUGAAUAACCGAUUCACUAAUUAAUUGCGCUAACAGAUACGUGUGACUGCAUCUGUCCUCUCCUAUAAGGGUGUAAUAGCACUGUACAGUCAUGGAGCUGGAGCACUUUGAUGAGCGGGACAAGGCUGACCGAUACACCCGAAGGGGCUCAAGAGGAAAUGGGCUCCCCAGUCCCACACACAGCGCUCACUGCAGCCUCUACAGAACCAGGACACUACAAGCACUGAGCUCAGAAAAGAAGGCAAAGAAAAUUCGUUUCUAUCGAAAUGGGGACCGCUACUUCAAAGGAAUUGUGUAUGCCAUUUCUCAGGAGAGAUUUGGGUCUCUAGAAGCACUCCUGGCUGACCUCACAAGAGCUCUGUCGGAUAAUGUCAACUUGCCUCAAGGAGUGCGGACCAUAUAUACCAUUGAUGGGACAACAAAGAUCACAAGCAUGGACCAGCUAGUGGAAGGAGAGAGCUAUGUUUGUGCAUCCAUAGAGCCGUACAAGAAGGUGGAUUACACAAAGAAUGUAAAUCCCAACUGGUCAGUUGGUGCUAGGACUCCUGUGUCCAUCCGUGACCCUUCUUCCCUUGGUAGUGCAAAGGCUGGACCCCCAGAAACUAGGGAGAGCAAGGACUUCAUUAGGCCAAAACUGGUAACCAUUGUGCGCAGUGGAGUAAAGCCUCGCAAAGCUGUACGGGUCUUGCUCAACAAGAAGACGGCACACUCUUUUGAGCAAGUCAUGUCUGACAUCACAGAUGCCAUUAAGCUGGACUCUGGAGUCGUCAAAAGGCUAUAUACUGUUGAUGGCAAGAUGGUCAACAGUCUUCAGGACUUUUUUGGUGAAGAUGAUAUAUUCAUUGCUUGUGGCCCAGAAAAGUUUCGUUAUCAAGAUGACUUCAACUUGGAUGAAAGUGAAUGCAGGGUGGCAAAGUCUGCAUCAUAUGGCCGACUCCCCUCCAUGCAGGGUACCUCUUCCCCAAGAGGUGGCGGGAUGUCCCGAAGGAGCAAGUCACCGUCAUCCACUAGUUCAGCUAAUGGAACUGCAGGCAGUCAGCUGUCUACGCCUCGAUCUGGAAAGUCUCCAAGCCCCUCUCCCACCAGUCCAGCUAGCCUGCGAAGACGACAGGGAUCUCAGCACAGUGGCUCUUCACUCUCUUUAGCUUCUACCAAGGUUUGCAGCUCAAUGGAUGAAGGAGAUGGGCCCAGCAGUGAUGCUGAGCUGAUGAAUGAGUACCCCUCGGUCCCUGCCUCCAUAACGGAGAGGUACAAAGUGGGGAGGACUUUAGGGGAUGGGAACUUUGCUGUGGUUCGAGAAUGUGUGGAGAGAUCGACUGGAAGAGAGUAUGCUCUGAAAAUCAUCAGCAAAGAUAAAUGCAGGGGAAAGGAGCACAUGAUCCAGAGUGAAGUGUCGAUCCUUCGCCGGGUGAAACAUCCCAACAUUGUACUUUUAAUUGAAGAAAUGGACACCCAUGGUGAACUCUAUCUUGUAAUGGAGUUGGUAAAGGGGGGCGAUCUCUUUGACGCAAUCACCUCUUCUAACAAAUACACAGAGCGAGAUGCCAGCUGUAUGCUCUUUAAUCUGGCAAGUGCCAUCAAGUACCUGCACAGUCUCAGUAUUGUCCACAGAGACAUAAAACCAGAAAACCUGUUGGUCUAUGAGCACCAAGAUGGUAGUAAAUCUCUAAAACUAGGUGACUUUGGUUUGGCUACUGUUGUGAACGGGCCCCUCCAUACCGUGUGCGGCACACCCACCUAUGUAGCACCAGAGAUUGUUGCUGAGACAGGAUAUGGCCUUAAGGUUGACAUCUGGGCAGCUGGUGUCAUCACUUACAUACUGCUGUGUGGUUUUCCACCUUUCCGUGGCUGCGGUGAAGAUCAGGAGGCUGUCUUUGAGCAGAUUUUAAGGGGCCAGCUUGAUUUCCCAUCACCAUACUGGGACAGUGUGUCUGACACUGCCAAGGCUCUGGUCAGUGGGAUGCUGCAGGUAGAGGUGGAUAAGAGAUACACGGCUGUACAGGUGCUUGAUCACUCCUGGGUCAAUGAUGAUGGCGUGUCAGUGAGCGAGCAGCAGCUGCCUGUUGCUGGUAAGAUCAAGAAGCACUUCAACACUGGCCCCAAGCUCAACAACACUGCAGCAGGAGUGUCAGUCAUUACAACCACGUCACUUGAUAAGGAGAAGCAAGUUUUCCGACGAAGACGCCACCAGGAUGUGAAGUCCACUCCCCACCUCCCACACAGUAUCGGUGCCUGCACCUCCCACAGUGCUAACCCCAGCCUCUCCCCUGCUGAUUUCACCUCUGAGUCUGAAGACUAUUCCCCAAGUUCAGCUGACACUGUCCGUUCACCCACCUCUCCAUUCUAGCAGCCUUCUUGAGGCCACAGCACCGUCUACCCCUCCAUGUAAAAAUGGGAAAGGGUGGAGUGCAAAUCAGAAAAACCUGACAUUGGGUUCAGUCCUCUGACUUGUACGUUCACAAACUAUAUUAACUUGUACCAAUUUUAUUUUAUUUUUUUUCCCAGUAAUACUUUUUGAACUUACAAAAUAAGUUGAUCAGAGUAAAGAACAAGUUAGUCUUUGGAUGAAACGAUAUACCGUAGGAGCAUGCAACAAUUUUUAAUGUACUUUCCCUUUUGUUUUUUAAAAACAGCCAAACUGUUAAGCCUUGUUUCUACCCAGCAAGCAUUGCUUCAUUAUAGUACUGUAGAGCCCUCUAGUGGUUUAUAUUGUAAACUGCAGGAAAGAUGAUUUCAUGAAACAUUUAGCUUUUUAACAGUGUAAAUGCAAAAACAGUUAGCAUCUAAAUAUUACAUUAUUGUGAUAUGUUCAGUGCAUAUCAGCUGCCAUACAGACUUGAAUGCAAAUUCUUGUUUAACAGUGUCCCACUCAAUACAACAUCAACGGUAACGGACACCUUUCUGCUGUACUGAAUAACAUCUAUUCUGUGCUGUGGUGCUUUAGCUUCUGGUGCAUAAACCUUAGACACACUGAUGCUGCUAUAUUGUACCCUUAGCAUUAUCUGUACUUAACAGAUGUGUGUGUGUGUGUGUUCAAGACAAAUACUGUCCUGCUGGAGAAUUGAGGGUGCUAAUGUUUGUGUAUUGAUGGUCUAGUUUGUGUGCUUGAGGAUGAUUAUUUAAACAAUAGUUUUGUCAUGUUUGUUGGAGUGUGGCUGUAAUUUGGUGGCACAGAUGAAUGUCAGUGCUGUGUAGUUCAUAGUAAAAGCAUAUGUAAAACCUUGCCUUGGCACAAAUUCAUUUAAGUGCAAUUAGGUAUACUGCCCAAUGAGCACAGUAUCAGAUUUGUCCUUUGUAAUGCAGGAAUGAGUGACAAUGGUUCUGUUGCUGGUAUUAUUGGUAGCCUAGUGAAACAUUUCUCUCAGACAGGAGCAUUUGGCUCUUUCCAUUCACUGAAACAAUUUUGGUAAACACAGUGCUUCCAGUAAAAUCCAUUAUUUUAAUAUUAGUUCAUUUAUUCAGUACUGUUGUUGGAUGUGUUUGAUGUGAUUAGAUAAGAAAAAAACAACUAGACCAAGAAGCUUGGCUCACUAGCCUGUACAGUAUGUAAUGCAGCAUCCUCUGCAUCCUGAACAUUUGUUCCCUAGACACAAACUAUUGAUGGAUCUGAAUAUCUUCCUUGCUGUAACUUGCAUGUUUGCUAAUAUGCAUCCCAGUCAGCUCCGGUCUUUUACUUUUUGAUAUACACCAAAUAGAUAUGAUUCCACUUCUCUUGCCACUGUAUGAGCUUUUGGUGAAUGCAGUUAAGAUAAGGCAGACUAGUAAUACCACAGCUGAGCUGAGAAGUGUGUGUGUAUGUGUAUGGGUGUAUAUAUGUAUGUAUUUUAACAGGAAUGUAAUAUCAAUCCACUGACUUGUUAAGGGCUUUUAAGUUUUUGAUGUGAAGGGGCUGAGUCAGAAAGCACAAGGAAAGAAAGUUGAUAGUGACGAUGACUGUUUGGGAAUGUUUGCUCUCGAGAUUGUGGUUUUCAUCAUCUUAAAAGAUCAUGUUUAUAGAUGGUAUGCAAAGACAACUGAAAAUGUUUUGUUGAAGCAGAUGGCGAAUGUGAAUGCUGUAUUAUAUUCCAUUAAUGUAAGGACAAAAUACAGUCUGAAUUUUAAACUGUAAUACACUUGUUUUGAAUUUAUAUGGGGAAAAUCUGUUAUGGUUAAAAAGCAAACAUCCAACAAUGUACUCCAAAACCAGACCUGGGAAUAAAAA